Messenger RNA from Pogona vitticeps (central bearded dragon), 4093 nucleotides. RefSeq names its product V-set and transmembrane domain containing 4 (gene VSTM4). Gene Ontology annotation, cellular component: membrane. The record is from RefSeq and is a predicted model, not a curated record. Lineage: Eukaryota; Metazoa; Chordata; Lepidosauria; Squamata; Agamidae.
GGGGAGACGGGAGGGGAGGGCGGCGGCGCGGCAGAAGAGCCCGAGGAGGAGGCGGACGCCAGCCUUGCCGUGCCUUCCCCUCCCCGCGCCGUGGGCAAUGCGACUCCUCGUUCUGGCGGUGCUCCUCCUGGUUGCGACGCCCUCGCCAGAGGUCUGUGAAGCUUUGAACGUGACUGUCUCUCCAGGGCCCAAAGCUCAAUAUGUCGUUGGAGACAAUGCUACACUAUUUUGCCAUGUUUCUCAAAAAAGGCGGAAAGAAAAUCUGCUAGCUGUCCGGUGGGUCUUUGCUUUUCCACCUGCUGAGGAGCAUCUGAUGAUCAAGAUGACUAAAUAUGGAGCCGUCCAGUACUAUGGAAAUUAUACCCGCAAUGUCUAUAGAAAAAGGCUUCGUCUUUUAGAAGAGAGAUACAGAACAUUAUACACACUUUUUAUUCUAGAUCUCCAAAAAGCUGACCAGGGGCACUAUAUUUGCAAAGUCCAAGAAAUUGGCAAGCAUAGGAACAAGUGGACAGCAUGGUCUAAUGGUAGUGCAUCCACCGAAAUCCAAGUGAUUUCAUCCCAAGUUUCAGACGACUCCACUCUUGAGAAAAAUCACAAGGCCUGGAGGUUUUUUGAAGACCUGUAUGUCAUUGCUGUGUUCGUGUGCUCCAUAGGCAUUGUUAGCCUUCUGCUGUUUUCAGUUGUCAUCCUCUGCCAGACCAUGAUCAACAGGAAACGGUCACAUGUGAAACAUUACUUGGUGGAGUGUUCUCAGAACAGCUUAGGGGAAACAGUCACCAGUGUGACAAGCUUGUCUCCAGUACAGCCUGUAAAAAUCAAAAGGAAGAAGAAGGUUGAACAACCUCCUGCUAUUCCGGCCAAAGCACCAGUAUCUAGUGCUUUCUCUAAGCCGAAGCUUCUGAAACCGCAGAGGAAAAUCCUGCUGCCUAGAAUUGCUGAGGAGAAUUUAACCUACGCAGAACUGGAACUCAUCAAACCUCACCAGGAAGCAAAAGGCAUUCCUACUAUGACCGUUUAUGCUCAGAUUCUUUUUGAGGAAAACAAGAUGUAACGGCAUAGUCAAGCUGGAUUUAAUUCUUCCUGUGCUGUUUAUUUAUAAAACUUUAUUCAAAUGUGCUUUUUUUUUAAAAAAAUUACAUGCUCUUUCCAAUCUUGUAGACUUUGAAAUGGUACUUCAAGGGAAUGUUUGUGGGGCCUAGCAAUAUAUACAUUUUACCUUGCAGGUGAUUUUUUGUUCUUUCACUUCACCCACUCUUCUUUUUUUAAAAAAAGUGAUUUUGAUUAUUAAUGUAUUUUUGAUCACCUGUUACAGAAGCAUCUCUCUUUUCUUUCUGUGUGUGUGUGUGGGGGGGAACAGCUUCAGCUGAGCCAAAAUGCUGGAUCAGAAGCUCAUUUUUAUGUUUUCAAGAUGAGGGAAGACGUAAGAACUUCCCAAGCGCACCCGUUUUGCUAAUCCUUGCCUCUUGGAGUUCUGAAAAUGGCCUUCUAUGAGGCCUUUUCUGCAUCACAACUCCCAGCAUUCCCCUGUGAGUGGCCAUGUUUACAGGAAGAGUCUAGGAAUGGUAGACCCAAACCGUCAGCUCUUUGAGCUCCAGCCCAUGUAAUAGAACAUAACCACUAAGCAAUUGCAAAAUGGCAGACAUUUACAUGGACAAGUAAGUAUGCAGUGUUAAAGGUUUCACCCCUGGUGAUUGCAUACCAGAGGCCAGAGCAAGAAGAGAAGAGGGAAGCUGGUGAUGUAAAACAUAGUAGGCAAGAAACAACUACCCUUCCUUCCUUCAAGGUGUGAAUGGUUUUUAGACUGAGCCAGAGGAAAUAGGGAACCAACCCCCUCGGAUCAUUGUGUGCUUUGGAAGAUUCCUUACCAUCCCUCGCUUUUCAUUCUUUGCUGACUGGACUUCCAGUGUGCUUGGCUCCAUGGACCAUGGCUAAACAUGUCUUCUUAUCAUGAAUGGCCGAAGAAGACCAUGCUUCUUAGAGUUUCAUAUGUUUUUUAAGUUUUUGCUUUAUUCUCUUACAGUUUCUUGUGUUUCAUACAAUUGCCUUUUUGUUUGAGGCAGCCAACUCUGUACCUUCAUGAUAGCUACCUGUACGUGUAUAUUCCAUUUUGCCACUGUUUCUAACAGGUAGCUGCUUAUUAUUUUUCCUAUGAAUUUUCACUGUCCUUUUACCUCUGUACUACACAAUGGAGCUGAGAGAUUGGUCAGUUCCUGCACAGCUUGGAUGAGAUGCGUUCCCCCCCCAUGGCUGUCAUUAGUUAUUUGUGUUUUUUGUAUAAUGAUAGCUUUUGCAUGCAAUUUGUAUCCUAUAAACUACAAGCCAAUUUAACUGUUGUAGUAUCACCGAGACAUAGUUUAGAUCGGUGCGUGCUUGUCCUGUAUGGCAGCCAUUGGCUGAAGUAAUGGCGCCCACAAGCUUCUUCCUGAAUUCUCAGAUUUAUCUGUCCACCCCACUCACUUGCCAUCUGUUUAUGGUUAGAAGAAAUGUAUUAAAGCACAGGAAAAUGUGUUUUCUAGAACUGUGAGGAAGGUUUACCCAUUUGCCCCAGACUGACGGAUUUGAAAGAAUCUGCUUCCUCUCUUCCCCUGCUCUCUGUGCUUUAUUUAAAUGUUAUUUAAAUGUUAUUUAGUUGGCAUCCAGCCUGGAGAGCAGCUCAUGAUCCCUGGAGAGCUGCUGUUCACACAGCACAAGCCCUCUGAGCAGAAUUUGGAAGGGCAAAGUUUUUAGGAGCAUCAUCUUAGAGAUGACUUGUCUUGUUGGAUCCAAGCAUGCACUUCUUUGGGUUCUCAGCGGCUGCAUCAUUGACUAUUCUUUUCCGUUCUUUCCUGCUAUUCAGCCACGCUUUCAAUGAAGGGGCAUGGAAGAGACAAGAUUGUGAUAGCAUAGCCCAACCUCCUGUACCAUCUGUGAUUUGUGUGUGUUUGUCGCCUGCCUACAUAGGUCCUUCCACACUUUCGCAAGUGCAGCAUACUAUAAAAACAAAACAAAAUAUGCAUUGCAUUGCAUUACAAGAGAUGAAGCCCCACCAUUAAAAUGUGCUUGCCCUUCUUGCAGCCACAUUCCUUAGGAUGGUUCUACUUUGUCAAGUUAGGCUCCCCAGCCAAUUGUGAAAAAGUGGUGAUUCUGCUUGAUCUUUUUUCCCCCCCAGUGCAUACAGGAUAGUUUGGGAUCCUUUGCGAUUAGAGAAGGAGUUCAGUGAGGCAGAUAAGGAAGAGGACACAUGAGAAGAGAGAAAAGACUAAGAUGGAAGUCAGAGAUCUUUCACUUUUUAUCUCGAUAUAGCUGCAGAGAAGGAUCUCUUCCAGGCCACCCUUCUUCUUGACUGCUUAUCUCCACCAACAACCUGGAAAAUUAAACUAAAAUCAUCUCCAGCCCAUACCAGCCGGCUGAAGACUUGCUGCUGAUGACAGCUUUUCACAUCUUCCUUGCUAUACACGGGAAAUGUGACAGUAGUGUGCUUUCCUUGUGUCUCUGGAAGGGGAGAUCUGUGGGCAAAAAUAAAAAUAUCCUGCUCAGAAACCACUGUUACUGGAGCAUUGUAAUUAUCCAUGUUUUCAAAGAUUGUUGGAAAUGUGUGGUUGUUUUUGUUUUCUUUUUCAAAAUAAGAAAUUGGUGAAAGCAGAUGGUCGCAGGGAUCCAGCUCAGAGGGUGGAUGUGAAGUUCAAGCCAUGCUUAUGCCAACCGACUUCUCAGCAACUCACCUACUCCUCUCCUAAGUCAUGAGUCUCUUUGCCUUCUUUGUUGUUUGUAGAGCCCUGUUUACCACAGGCCAGUCUCACCCUUGGUUGGUUUUGCUCCACAGAUAGUUUCACUGCAAAGAUGAGACAGGUUGUUGUGCGGUGAUUGUGCUGGUACACACUGCUGUCAUAACUGAAUACGUGUUGAUUCAGCAAGGCUUGAUGUUGAAAGUGGAUGUUAUUGUCUUAGAAGCAUGAGAGCAGAUCCUGUAAUAGCAUCACCAGUGAAUGCAUGUUUCCUCUUGCAGAAAUAAGCUGAAGAGUACUGAUGUUAAAGUUUUCAUUCUGUAUGUGUUGUGUCUCAUUUAAUGUAGCUCCUCAUCUCAUUUGAGCUAAAUAAAUGGUACAGAAGUCUA